GAGGAAGGCGCAGAAGGUAAAGGACGAAACCUAGAUUAGAUUUUCAGAGGGGCCUUUUGGGGAGGACGGAAGAUUUUUCCUUGGUUUUCUUUUCAAUUAUUUUAGGUGGGGGAAAACCCAAAAUAAAUCCGUCCGAGGGCGGAGCGGGAAGCAUUUCGUACCCUCUUUGUCUCCCUAUCUGAGUCUGAGCGCGUGCGGGUCGUUCGGGAGAAUUCGGCAAAUGGCGGAGAACCAGGAGGAGCUGGUGAACGCUGGAGAAGGUGGAGGAGGAGCGGCGGACGUGGCUGGGAAGCAGGAGCAGGAGGUCGUCUCCGUGGACCUACCUGCCCCUUCCGGCUGGAAGAAGAAGUUUGUUCCCAAAACAGGAGGAACUCCAAAAAAGAACGAGAUCAUCUUCAUAUCACCGAAUGGGGAGGAGAUCAGGAACAAGAAGCAGCUGGAUCAGUACCUUAAAUCACAUCCAGGAGGCCCAGCUGCCACUGAAUUCGAUUGGGGUACCGGUGAAACACCUAGGAGGUCUGCAAGGAUAAGUGAAAAAGCAAAGGCAGCUGGGCCGCCAGAAGAGGAACCAAAGAAGAAGAGAAGCAGGAAAUCAACAGGUUCAAAAGCCGACAAAGAGGUUCACGUUGAACCAGAAUCAGCCCCUGCAAAAACAGAAAGUGGUAAUGAAGAAGUAAUGCAUGAUGCAGUGGAAGAGGAGAAGGUUAAUGACACCGGGAAGGCCGAGGAGAAUAAGGAGCAGCAGGAGGGAGAAGGAAAGCCAGAACCAGAGGAAUCUAAAGAAAAGGAGACUACAAUAGUUGAGAAGGAAGAAAAGACAGAAGAAGUUGCACCUAGUGAGAAGAUUCCAGAUGUAAAACAGGAAGGUGUUAGUGAGAGUAUGCAGAAACAAGACCCUGUUGAGAAAAUCACUGAUGCAGGAGACGCAGGUGACAGUGCGCACAUACAAGAACGUGAUCCUGCUUUCGAAAAGGAGUCUGCAAAGGUGGAAGAGAAUGGCAGCGUACAGCCGGGACCUGAAGCUGCAGCCUCGGAGAUCAAGAAAGAUGAUAAAAUAGAGCCAGGGGAUGACAGAGAUCUGAAUGAACUACCCCACUCGACAAACAAAGAGGUGGAGAACAGCAGCCACGAUGGUCAAGAAGCUGAGCAUAAGGUUCGUGUGUUGGGACGUACAGAUGCGCAGCAACCUCCUGUGCCACCACCAGUGAGCUGCUGAGCGCUUUGUUGUAGGCUUCAAUCUUUUCUUUUUCCGCUUGGGAUGACUGUAAUUCUAGUCUGUUUCGACCAUUGUGAUUGCUGCUCCUAAACUUGUUUCAUGGAGCAGCUUUCUGGAAUACUUGGGUCCUUGUGUGUAGAAUUAGAGUUUACGUGAUCCAACACUAAUAUGUAACGUAGUUACUGAAUCAUGACCCUGUUUAUCUGUA
This is a messenger RNA of Nymphaea colorata (pocket water lily), 1424 nucleotides long. RefSeq names its product methyl-CpG-binding domain-containing protein 11. NCBI's taxonomy places the organism in Eukaryota, Viridiplantae, Streptophyta, Magnoliopsida, Nymphaeales, Nymphaeaceae. The record is from RefSeq and is a predicted model, not a curated record. The transcript has 2 exons. The coding region runs from base 221 to 1216 and encodes 331 amino acids. Gene Ontology annotation, molecular function: DNA binding.